Messenger RNA from Schizosaccharomyces cryophilus OY26, 2842 nucleotides. RefSeq lists its product as uncharacterized. The transcript has a single exon. Lineage: Eukaryota; Fungi; Ascomycota; Schizosaccharomycetes; Schizosaccharomycetales; Schizosaccharomycetaceae. The record is from RefSeq and is a predicted model, not a curated record. The coding region runs from base 2245 to 2649 and encodes 134 amino acids.
GAGAGAAGAAGAAAGUAAAGGAAAGGAAAGGAAAGAAAGAGAUUACAAAAGGUGAAUUGGUGAGAAAAACUUUUUGUUUAAAAAACAUUUAAUUACAAAAAGAUACAGAAAGAUUUAGAAGAACCAAAUGAAAGGUGGAUGGAUCAGUUUACAGAAAAAAACCAUUUAAGAAAAUUAAAAAUGAUAAAAACGAUGAAAUGCUUCAAUUGAUGCAAAAAAACAUUAGAUAAUGGUUAAGAUAAUCGAGUUGAAUCGAGCAUAGACGAUAAAUUCAAGUAAGGGAAUGUAAUUGGGAAGGGACCAAAAAGGGAAUUUAGGCGUUAAGAGCCACAGUGUCAAUGCCAACGCAGUCAGAAGAUCCAUUACCAUUGCCGUAGUAGACUUGAUAAACUUGCUUAUCGCUGGCAACAGGGCAGGCAACAGGGGAAGUGCCGUUCAAUUGGAGCUCGUAGCCAAUACUUAUGACCUUGUUAGCAUCGAAGCCUGACAGAGGAGAGCCAGAGGAUUGGAAAACAAGAGCUCCAUCCUUGUCAAGAGAAGCUGUCUCGUUGUUAUGGAGUAAUUGAGAGUCCUUGAGGCUGAACUUUCCGUAACCCUCAGCGUUGUCAUAUUGGCUCAAAUAGACGUGACCAGAUUGACCAACAUAGAAUUCAUGUAGGUGGACAUUAGCGUUACCAGAGUGAAUACUCAAAAUACCGAAUGAUUGCUCUGGAGACAUGGCCUGCUUAGAAAUAGGAGAAGCCAAAGUAGAGGUGGCUCCAAGAAGAGCGAGGAAAACUGAAGAGAAAGACAACUUCAUUUUUGUUUUUGAAAAUGCUAAAGUGAAUAUGUUUUUUAAAUAGAUCAAAAAUGCUAAAAUGCCAAUAAGGAUAUAAACGAUGAAUUCUUUUUCGACGUGUUUGUCAUUUUGCAAGGAAUUCCCAGCCUUUAAAUAGCUAUUGCAGCUAGAAACCAUCCGUCAUAGGAAUCAUUGCAUCCUUACGGACCAUACCACCAACCGAAGAAGGAAAAACAUCAACAAACGUGAAGAACGAACCAAAGGCCGCUUGUCAAGCCAUCAGGUAUUAACCCGAGUUCAGAUGUCAGGCAUAACGGUCGGAGCUAGAAGGAGUAAACAUCUUUUUGGUGGUGAUGACUUCAUCAUCUGGUGAGUCAAAAUCGAUGAGCUGUCCUAAUUUUCCAAAGUCCGUAGCAACGAUGUUUCUAUCCCCGCAGGUUACCUUACCGGUCCAACGAACGUACAGCAUGAAACUGACAUGUAUACGAUUGGUAAUUUAAAAGCUCCUCAAGAGAUGUAUCAACAACGUGAAAAGGGGGUGGCUCAUUAUUUGUAAUUUUAGAACAGACGUGAUGUGAAACAGCAAACAUAUGUACCGAGCUUCAAACGAAUCGCAUAACUAGCUGUGGUACCAGAGCUGGCUAUCAUCCCGCGCAACGCAUGAUGAGCUAGCUCUGUAUGGCAAAACAACGGUAUUGCAUACAGCAGUGGGGCUUAGAUGGAAUCCCAGUGCGCUUAACUUUUAUGUAAGACAAGUCUCGAGACUGUAAGUGAACCCCACAGAAAGCAUGGCUGGAAAGGUUUGUAUGGAACGUACGAACGAGGAGUGACAUGUUAAUUGUUAUCGUUACGUCAUAGCCGGUUAGAUCGUUAAGAUUAUUGAUAUUACACAAUGACAAAAUUGAAUUAUAUUAGCGAUUAUUAGUUAAUGGACAUAAAGUUAAAGGAUCUUCGCAUAAUACUAAGUAAACAAAAUACUAAAGUGAUACAGAUAAAAAAGAGUAAGUGAGAUUGGAAAUGGAAGCAUAAGAUUAUGGAAUGAAAAAAAUAAUUUAAAAAUUCACUUAGAAAAGUUUCACGAGUCUACAGUAGAAGACUUUAGGUUGGAAGAUUCGAUUGGUCUGUCUGGCUUAAGAUCGCUUUUCCGUAUUCCAGUUCGUGAAGUAGGUACUUGGACAUUACUAGCGUCUGACCAAUUUACGUAUAUAAAUGAUGCAGCUAGAGUUGUUUAUUCCAUCUGAAAUACGAGAAAUAUACAGCUUGAGAAUCCUGCCCUGACACUGAGUCUUAAAUUCUACAUACUGAAUAUUACGCAUUGCAUAUAACAAUAACGAGUAUAUUACUUUGAAAGGGAAAUGGGGUCAAAAACUGAUGAUACGUAUAUUGCUUUGUUUUUGGAUAAAGUAUAAACAUAUAGCCCGUCUGUUUUCACCACAAUCUUUUCAACUUAGCCAGGUUGCAAGAAGAUGGCUUCUAAAAGUCUAAGUCCAAGUCCAAACCCAAGUUCAGAAUCAGGGUCAAAUCCAAGUUCAGGGUCAAGGUCAAGGUCAAGUUCAAUGUCAGGCCCAUAUAGAGCUUCUGAAAUUAGGAUAGAUGAUCUUUACAAUUAUGAAUGGAUUUUGACUGGUGUUGAUCGUGAAUAUGACGGUAAGAUUAUCGUCUAUGUCGUCUAUGAAAAGGAUUCUUCAUUCACUAGUAACUAUCUCUUCUAUGUUCAUAUUGAAGAGGAAAGACCUUGUUGGCAACUAGUUAUGCGUGAAGCUAUUUUUGCCUGCUAUAGUAUUAUCUGUCAUGGUGGUGAUUUUAGGGAAAUCAGGUUUCCAGGCAUAAGAAUCACUAGACGACCUGAAUGGUUACGACGUCUUCAUUAAUGUUACUGAAUGACUCUCGAGAUGAAUGACCAUUUUAAUGGAGGAAUUGUUAAAGAGUGAAAAAUUUCAAUUUUGUGGUUUAGUAAUGGUAGCAUUCGUAUUGAGAAAGUGUUGCCAUACACGAUGUUUAAUUAAAAAUAAAAAAUUACUCUUUUCUUAGAAUACACAAGGCAGAGAACAUACUAAAAGACAU